AUGUAUUUAACGUGGUCUUCCUUCAAUAAUAUAAGGCUGUUAAUGAUGGCCUUCAAGCCUAUAGUGAUAUUCUAUUUGAUAUGGCUUGUGAAUACUUCAGAAACGAUUCGCAGCGAAGAAGGUACCUUGCUGGAUCUUGUAUGCUGGCCCGAUGGGAACGCAAUCCCAGUUGUUAUCACUUGUGCAUCUGUAAUAGCUGUUAUAAUUCAACUCUACGGAUUGUACCAGUUAUUCAGAGCUGGAUUACCGAAGAAGGACCACGAUGUGACCAACGGUCUCUUCUAUUACAUAUGGGCUCUAAUUAUCAUGAUCAUCGUUUUUCUAGCGAUCAUGUUCUAUUCAGGGCUACAGUCCACUAUUAUAAGAGCAAAGAUAAAGGACGGUAUAUCGAAGGCGAUGCUCCGUUACGCGACCCACCUGCCGUCGAAGGUGGCCAUCGACCGCCUGCAGACGAGGUUCCACUGCUGCGGCCGCGUGACUUACGAGGAGUGGUUCUACAUAGCCUGGUACGCGACCGGAGACUCGGAUACUGAUGAGGGCGACGGCCACAAGUUCGUAGCGGACAACGUGCCGUACAGCUGCUGCUCCAUGGAGGCGAUGUGCCCCUGCAUCCACCACGGCGUCUCACACACUGGCACCUUCUACAAAUAUGAUCCACAGAGACAGCUGACGAUCUGGCAGGCCGGCUGUGAGGAGAAGCUCAUUAAUGAAAUGAUGACUGUCUCUUGGAGGUUCAAUGCUGUCAUGGGUUUGAGCAUUGUUGCUAUGAUAGUGCAGCUAGUAGCAGCACGGUACCUGCACACGGCGUACCGCAACGGCCUCCACAUCGGGAACCAGGUCAUCUGCGAGUCCUACCUUCUACGCUCAAUAACUGAUGUCGACGUCAUGGCAUGUAAACUCGCUGACAGGAAGGUUCGAAGGAGGUCGUCUAGGUCCAGGACCUCACAGUGGGUGGCGGCGUCGUACAGCAAGCUCGGCAGUGCCACUACGACCAGCUCGACUGAUUUGAACAGCUCUGAUGAAGUAUUGAAGCCCAUUGUGGGAUAGUAAUAAUCUUUGGUGUAUGAUGUAAGGGUUUUUUUCG
Plutella xylostella (diamondback moth) is the source of this 1084-nucleotide messenger RNA. RefSeq names its product RDS/peripherin-like protein xRDS35. The record is from RefSeq and is a predicted model, not a curated record. Gene Ontology annotation, cellular component: membrane. NCBI's taxonomy places the organism in Eukaryota, Metazoa, Arthropoda, Insecta, Lepidoptera, Plutellidae.